Messenger RNA from Mya arenaria, 1275 nucleotides. Its product is annotated as acetylcholine receptor subunit alpha-1-B-like. The transcript is spliced from 11 exons. Gene Ontology annotation, biological process: monoatomic ion transmembrane transport; regulation of membrane potential; nervous system process. Gene Ontology annotation, cellular component: neuron projection; membrane; synapse. NCBI's taxonomy places the organism in Eukaryota, Metazoa, Mollusca, Bivalvia, Myida, Myidae. Gene Ontology annotation, molecular function: transmembrane signaling receptor activity; extracellular ligand-gated monoatomic ion channel activity; neurotransmitter receptor activity. The record is from RefSeq and is a predicted model, not a curated record. Bases 1 to 1275 code for a protein of 424 amino acids.
AUGAAAAACAAGAUGAACAACAUGGAAACCACGAAAAAGCAGAAACAAACUACGGGAAUACGUGGCGCCCAGUACCUGGGUUCGAGCCGGCUGCUUCAGGAGCUACGGACUGGUUAUGAGCGUCACGUGCCACCAACGCGCACUGCCGACUCCCACGUGUCCGUCCGUGUGUACCCGUCGAUCGUCCGAAUCGACAGAUUGGACGAAAGCCGGGAGGCGUUGUCUGCGACGAUUAGUCUCUCCAUGAAUUGGUCUGACCAGCGUCUGACGUGGAACCCUGCCCAGUACGACGGUGUCCGGAAACUAUUUCUUCCCGCGGACACAAUUUGGCUGCCCGACGUUGGCGUUAUUAACACUGUGGAUGGUCUCAUCUCUGAGCAAAGCACGAGUCACCUUGGUGAGGUCUCACACGUCGGACAUGUGUUCAUGGUCUCCGUCAUGCACGUGCAGACGUACUGUAAAAUGACGUUGACGAACUUUCCACGUGACGUCUACGUGUGUGACAUCAUAGUUGGUUCAUGGAUGUACUCAUCCAAAACUCUGAUACUGGAAUCCUGGCACGGCGAGACAGUGGUCGAGCAGGUGCCGGUAUCGUCGGAUACUGAUGACGUCAUACCAUCACGUGACGGGCGGUCAUGGGAGCUGUUCGGCCGUGCCGCGUCCGCCAUUAUUAAACUUGUUUCCUAUAAAUGCUGUCCAGACGAUCAUUACGUCCAGCUUACGAUGACGUUGACGUUACGUCGACACGCGCCGUUGGCUGGCUUUUGUUGUUCCGCUGCUCGUAUGUUGGUGAUUCUAGCGGAGAUGAUGUACGUUCACUCUAUGUUUUCCUACAUACCAGACAGCGUCGACCCUCCUAUCAUAGUUAAACUGGCGGUCGCCAACGUUCUGUUUGCUUCCAUCGCCCUCUGUGUCUCCCUAGUAGUCAGUCACGUGACAACCACUUCCGGUCGACAGGGGAAAAGGCUUCCACCACUGUUUGCAAUGGUUGUUACUUUGACAGCGUGCUGUCCGGCACAUAUUGAGGGGCUUUCCGGAAUACCGUCACGUUCCAACUGUGCGUCUACACCUGAAGAUGAAGCAGUCACUCUGAUGUCCCAUAAUAACGCGAAUAUACCUAAUAAUACCGUCGAUAGUAACGGAAUAGAACUGGGCGAUAUAACAGAUGUUAAUACCACACAUUGGACCAUGUUUGCCUGCUUCAUAGAUAAAAUAUUUCUAUGUUUGUUUCUAAUUGUGUUAUUAGUUAAUUUGAUAAUUACAUUUGUGAUAUAA